Fusarium vanettenii 77-13-4 is the source of this 789-nucleotide messenger RNA. RefSeq lists its product as uncharacterized. The record is from RefSeq and is a predicted model, not a curated record. Gene Ontology annotation, molecular function: oxidoreductase activity. The transcript has 2 exons. NCBI's taxonomy places the organism in Eukaryota, Fungi, Ascomycota, Sordariomycetes, Hypocreales, Nectriaceae. Bases 1 to 789 code for a protein of 262 amino acids.
AUGGAUCCCCCGCAAAGCAAUUUCCCAACCCUCAAGGGCAAAGUCGCCAUUGUCACAGGUGCUUCUAGAGGGCUUGGUGCGGGCUUCGCGUUUGAGUUGGCCCGGAGAGGUGCCAAGAUUGUGGCAACAUAUACAUCUCCAAACAGCGAAAAACUCGUUGAGGAGCUUUUAGCGAAGAUCGCCUCACUUGAGCCUCCAUCUCAAUGCGUUGGUGUCCGGGCAGACCUCCGAGAGCCUGACAGCGCUAAAAAGAUCAUCGAGCCAGCCAUCAGCGCGUUUGGACCUCACAUCGACAUUCUGGUCAACAACGCAGGUGCCGAGCUGGUAAAGCGUCACACUGAUCUUACAACCACCGACUUUGACUACAUCUAUCACCUCAACGUCCUCGCUCCACUGCUCCUCCUCCAGGCUACAAAGCCUUAUCUUCCGUCCACAGGCGGUGGUCGAAUCAUCAACAUCUCGUCUGUUGGCGCACGGUACGGAUUUAAAGACCUCUCUUUGUAUUGCUCAUCCAAAGCUGCACUGGAAGGCAUGACGCGCUGUUGGGCUGCGGAGUUAGGUGAAGAGGGACACACUGCCAACGCUGUGAACCCAGGGCCUGUGCAGAGCGAGAUGUUGGAAAACAUUCCUCAAGAUAUUGUCGCGAUGCAAAAAGCACAAACGCCUGCGGGAAAUAGACUGGGAUCAGUUGAUGAUGUUGCCCAAAUUGUUGCGUGGUUGGCGUCAGAAGAAAGUCGGUGGGUAACGGGCCAAUGUCUGAGCGCGAGUGGUGGAUGGGUGAUGUACUGA